Molecule: messenger RNA, 771 nt
Organism: Paramuricea clavata
Lineage: Eukaryota; Metazoa; Cnidaria; Anthozoa; Malacalcyonacea; Plexauridae
Source: the annotation of a GenBank genome assembly
AUGAGCGGAACACAUUUUUACCUUACGCUUCCGAGCAAUGCGUCCCUGGACGUUUUUCCCGACAACAAAACGACCGAAUAUCGUGUAAAGUUACCGCAACCCAUUGAGUUGGAUGGCAAUUGGGAAGUCGGACUGUAUUCCAUUUCUUAUCCCCGCACUUGGUAUACUCUGCGGAAUGUUGUUGACGAUCUAUACUUUUAUUACAACGACGGUACCGGAAACAAUGGCGAGGGAUUUUUCCUUGUGGCAUCUGUCGAUUACGGGCACUAUGAAACUGUACAAGAACUUCUCAAAAACAUGAAUGCCUCUCUAAGGAAAAAAAUCGGCAGCGACAAAAUCAACUUAACAUACAGCACUCGAACAGGAAAGGUGACCGUCCAUUUGGGAGCCAAUUGUAAGAUUGGUUUAUUUAAAAAAUUGUCCCUCAUCUUGGGAUUCAGUGGAAAAGAGGUAAAAAUUGACAAAACGGGCGAAAGUCCACACGUAGUCGAUUUGAAUAUCUUUUCGACGAUCUACACGUAUUGCAACAUCGUUCAACCGCAGAUCGUUGGAGAUAUGAGUGCACAAUUACUUCGAAGCAUUCCCGUCGAAGGAAAGUAUGGCGAUAUCGUUACGAAAACGUUCACCAACAUACAAUACGUGCCUGUUCAAACGAAAUCUUUUGGAGACGUGAAAAUUCUUUUAAGGAACGACACAGGCGAUCCAGUGCCAUUCGAACGGGGGAAGGUGCUGACAACACUACAUUUCAGACAGCAUACAUACUUCACUUGA